Scomber japonicus (chub mackerel) is the source of this 2147-nucleotide messenger RNA. RefSeq lists its product as uncharacterized. The transcript is spliced from 5 exons. NCBI's taxonomy places the organism in Eukaryota, Metazoa, Chordata, Actinopteri, Scombriformes, Scombridae. The record is from RefSeq and is a predicted model, not a curated record. Bases 258 to 2147 code for a protein of 629 amino acids.
UUAGAGGCAAAAAACCCAAACACAUGUGAUCUACAGAGGAGUCGCUGUCCGCAACAUAACUUCAGCCUUACUCAUGGACAUAAGUUAAGCCGCUAAAACUCCAGUGGAAGUGUUACCGGUGUUUCUUUUGAGUCGGAGGACAACAGCGGCGAUGCCCUUUUAAACGGUGGAAGUUUUCUGGGGGUGUUUGUGUGAGAGAGAGGCCCGAAACAUGAUGGUCAUUGGAGCUGAUAGCUGACACUGUAGAAUGAGAGAGGAUGGAACAGACAGACAACCCUGCCCCUGAGAGCAACAACCCUAAUGGGUUUAUCAACCGAGUGUUUAAUGUUUCUCUGGAUGUGGAGAAUGAGACCAGCAGUGUUUAUAUUCAGGAGACUGGGCCAUGGACUGCAGAGGGGCAGGGAGAGAUUCAGGCUGCCUCAUCUCAGACCCCUGUCAAGGAAAGGCAGGAGGUCAACCGGAGGCCCCGUGCCACUGGGGGCAUCUGGAAGAUCUUGAACCGAAAAAGAGCCGGAGCAGAGCUGGAGCGGAGACCCCACUCCAUGAUCUUGCCGGGGGAGGCUUCCAUCCCUAAACUCUCAUUUGCUGACAAAGUUCGCUCCUUCAAGAAGCUUAAAUCUCCUGCUUUGUUUAGAGGGAAGACAGGGAAAUUGUCCACUGCCAAGUUCAACAGCUCCUUGGUGGAUGAGGACUCUUUCUGCAGAGACAUUGGCACUCCACAGCAGUCCAGCAGGGGCACAGUUGGCACACUUAGACACCGUGGCAAGAGGCAUUCAUAUGCUGGCUACACAGCAGAGUUUGAUUGCUCGUUUGAAGACCUUGACCUCACUGCUCCUAUAGAUGGCCAUCAGCCCACUGUAACAGGAGAGACCACCACUCAGAAUGGUUGUAAACCAUCUGAAAGAGUUUCCUAUACUAAAAGAAGCCACAACAAUUCAACCAACUGUAACAAAACAGCUGCAGGCUGUGAAGAGCUCAGCAUAAAGGAUAGCCCCAGGACCCACCAGGGUGCAGGAAGGAGACACAAAGAUGUGUGGAGUUACCUGAGGAGGAUCUCUCUUCUGGGGAAAGCCAAUCCUGUCUACUCAGAGAGGAGCUUUGACUCUGAGCUUCACUCUUUUGACAAGACUAUGGACUCAGACUAUGGCUCUGUCGACUUUGAGAAUGUUAGAGACUUCCAGCCACCCCCCCCAAAACACUCUGACACCAAGGGGCACUUUGGUGGUCUGUUCAAGUUUUUCAACAAUGUAGCAGUGACAGCUAGAAAAUGGCGGACAACAUCACGCUCCUUCUCUCCUCCAGAGGGAGAGAUGACUCCAAUGAGCUCCCCACAGACCCCACAGCACACAGUGGACAACAUUCACAGCGUGUCUCUGACACUCCACAGUGAUGGACUUCCAAAAUCUCAGCCUAGCCCAUCGUCACCCAUGACCACAAAAUCCUCACACUCCAGUAACUUUGACAGUGAGGCUCCAGCACCUGUGACAGGCGGGCGAUCCCCUAACGUUGUCCUGAAAGCCUUUAGGGCAUGCCCAGGGCCUCGAACUGUCAAUGGCGUUCAGAGUUGUGAGGGUACAGACAAACAUAUAGACAGAGAGACAAACCACAAAUCCACAGCCAUAAUAGAGAAUCAUAUCUCAGAGUCAGGUCUAAAUACAGAGACUCAAAAAGAAGAGGAGGUUGAAAAGAAUCCAUUAAACUGUUUCUGUAAAGAGGAAAAGGUAGAGGGACAGACAGGAAAUGAGCAGGAUUCCAGGGAUGCUCCACCUGACUCCCACCAGAUACAGGAAGUGAAUAUCCAAUCACAACAAGGUGAUAAAGAGAGCACAAGCAAUAGUGUGCCAGCAUCAGAUUCCACAGAGGAAAUAUUUAAGGCCUUGUCUCGCCCGCCGGGUGUGUCACCAUUAGAGCCCCCAUUGAGGGUAUCUCUACAGCGGUGCCGCUCCCUGCCUCUUCCCCCCAGCACUCUCACUGCCUUGGCGCUGCUCCUGCCUCUCUCAGCAGACAUGGGUCAGUCAUCAUCAUCCGUCCGUCUGCGGUCUGGAGACUCCGGUAGCUGCAGGAGGAGGAGGCUGCUGAGACCUGGCUCAGAACCACUGCAGGUCAACAUUGUUGGAAGACAACGCAGUGCAACAGGAAAACAGUGA